GUGUUCAGUGUCGUGCAGUUAUGCAUGUUACUCAGGAGCAGUGACAACCAUGACGAAUAAAGACACUCUAGAUUCCGGCCGGAAGAAAAACGGCUCUGAAAUUUCAGAGUUGUGAGCUGCCAGUCUCACAGCGCCAACAUGAGUGACACGCUGAGCCCCAACAUCUCGGAUGGCAACACUGCCUUCCUGAGGGCGGCUCGCGCCGGUAACCUCGAGAAAGUCCUCGAACAUCUGAAAAACAACAUCGACAUCAAUACCUCCAACUCGAACGGUCUCAACGCCCUACACUUGGCCUCCAAAGACGGACACGUCGCUGUCGUCACUGAACUUCUGAAACGAGGUGCUUCAGUUGACGCCGCAACCAAGAAGGGCAAUACUGCGCUGCACAUUGCUUCACUUGCUGGUCAAGAGGAAGUUGUGAAACUGCUUGUAACAAAUGGUGCUGCAGUCAAUGUGCAGUCGCAGAAUGGAUUCACUCCGCUCUACAUGGCAGCUCAAGAAAAUCACGACAACGUCGUCCGGUAUCUGCUCGCUAAUGGCGCCAACCAGAGUUUGGCGACAGAGGAUGGGUUCACACCACUGGCUGUGGCCAUGCAACAGGGUCACGACAAGGUUGUUGCAGUAUUACUUGAAAAUGACACAAGAGGCAAAGUGCGUCUGCCUGCUUUGCACAUUGCUGCCAAAAAGGAUGACUGCAAAGCAGCAGCCUUGCUGCUACAGAAUGAUCAUAAUCCAGAUGUGACCUCAAAGAGUGGAUUCACUCCUCUCCAUAUUGCAGCUCACUAUGGAAAUGAAAAUAUAGCAAAUCUUCUUCUCAGUAGAGGUGCUGAUGUUAAUUACUCUGCUAAGCACAACAUAACACCACUUCAUGUAGCGGCCAAAUGGGGCAAGACCAAUAUGGUAUCCUUACUUUUGGGGAAAGGUGCUAACAUUGAAUCAAAAACACGAGAUGGACUGACACCACUGCACUGUGCUGCCCGUUCAGGCCAUGAACAGGUAGUUGACAUGAUGCUAGAGCGAGGGGCACCAAUAAGUUCAAAGACCAAGAAUGGACUGGCACCUUUGCACAUGGCAUCACAAGGAGACCAUGUUGAUGCAGCAAGAAUUCUCUUGUACCAUCGUGCACCAGUUGAUGAAGUGACUGUAGACUACCUUACUGCCCUGCAUGUUGCAGCUCACUGUGGUCACGUGCGAGUAGCUAAGCUACUACUGGAUCGCAAAGCUGACCCAAAUGCCAGAGCACUCAAUGGAUUCACUCCUCUCCACAUUGCUUGCAAGAAAAAUCGCAUAAAGGUGGUUGAGCUGCUCCUGAAACAUGGUGCAUCCAUUGAAGCAACAACUGAGUCAGGACUAACACCACUUCAUGUAGCAAGCUUCAUGGGUUGCAUGAAUAUUGUGAUCUAUCUCUUGCAACAUGAUGCAAAUCCUGAUGUUCCAACAGUUCGUGGAGAGACACCCUUGCAUCUGGCAGCAAGAGCCAAUCAGACAGAUAUCAUCCGUAUUCUUUUAAGGAAUGGAGCACAAGUCGAUGCCCGGGCUAGAGAGCAACAGACACCUCUCCAUAUUGCAUCUCGUCUUGGAAAUGUGGAUAUUGUGAUGUUAUUACUGCAGCAUGGAGCAGCAGUUGACUCUACUACAAAGGACAUGUAUACAGCUCUGCACAUAGCUGGAAAGGAAGGGCAGGAAGAGGUCGCAUCUGUUUUAUUGGAACAUGGAGCAUCUCUCACAGCUACAACAAAGAAAGGCUUCACACCACUUCAUCUCGCUGCAAAAUAUGGGAACAUGAAAGUUGCAAAGCUUUUACUUCAGCGUGAUGCCCCUGUCGAUGCGCAGGGAAAGAAUGGUGUUACACCUUUGCAUGUGGCUAGUCACUAUGACCAUCAAAAUGUUGCCCUUUUGUUGCUCGACAAGGGAGCCUCUCCACAUGCCACAGCUAAGAAUGGCCACACACCUCUUCAUAUAGCAGCAAGGAAGAAUCAGAUGGAUAUUGCUACCACUUUGCUCGAGUAUGGUGCAAAAGCAAAUGCAGAAUCAAAAGCUGGAUUCACUCCUUUGCAUCUGAGCUCACAGGAAGGACAUACAGACAUGUCCACUCUGCUAAUAGAACAUCAGGCUGAUACCAACCAUAAGGCAAAGAAUGGUCUGGCGCCACUACACUUGUGUGCACAGGAAGACAGGGUAAAUGUUGCAGCGAUUCUGUUAAAGAAUGGAGCAGAAGUUGACACAACAACAAAGGCAGGAUAUACACCACUUCAUGUCGCGAGCCACUUUGGACAAAGCAACAUGGUUCGCUUCCUUCUACAGCACAAAGCAAAUGUGGCAGCUGCGACCAGUAUUGGUUACACUCCAUUGCACCAAGCUGCACAACAGGGUCAUGCCCCAAUUGUAAAUAUAUUACUGGAUCAUAAGGCACCUCCAAACAUCCUCACUAGUCAAGGGCAGACAGCUCUUUCCAUUGCACAGAAGCUUGGAUAUAUCAGCGUUGUGGAGAGCUUAAAAGUUGUGACUGAGACUGUGAUACCUACUAAUGCUACAGCCAUGCUGACCGAAGAGAAAUAUCGAGUUGUUGCUCCAGAAACAAUGCAAGAAACAUUCAUGUCUGACUCUGAGGAUGAAGGAGGUGAAGAUACAAUGCUCAGUGAUCAGCCUUACAGAUACCUGACAGUAGAUGAAAUGAAAAGCCUUGGAGAUGAUUCACUGCCAAUUGAUGUUACAAGGGAUGAAAGAAUCGAUUCCAAUAGAGAAUGUAUGGCUCCACCAACAGCAGUUGAUGAUACUAUCAGCCCACAACAUGCCAAAGAAACAUACACUCCAUUUGUAACAAAUUAUGCACCAGACAAUGUGGAUAUUAAUAGGCAUCCCGUUCAUGUUGGGAAGCUACACUGGAAGAAUUUCCUGGUAAGUUUCCUUGUGGAUGCAAGGGGAGGAGCAAUGCGUGGUUGCCGCCACAGUGGCGUGAGAGUCAUUGUUCCACCACGGCGGGCAGCAAUGCCAACACGUGUCACUUGCCGCUAUUUGAAGAGGGACAAAUUGACACAUCCACCACCUUUAAUGGAAGGAGAGGCAUUGGCAAGUCGAAUUCUAGAGCUGGGUCCAGUUGGUGCAAAAUUUUUAGGACCAGUGAUUAUUGAGGUACCACAUUUUGGUUCUUUGAGAGGAGUGGAACGUGAAAUAGUCAUACUUCGCUCAGAUAAUGGUGAGACAUGGAGAGAACACACUACAGAUGCCAGUGAUGAGGCUAUUCAUGAAGCCAUCAAUGAGAGUUUUGAAGGAGAAGAAUUAAAUGCCCUGGAAGAUUCAAGUUCUGGACGAACAACUAGAAUACUGACAAAUGAUUUUCCUCAGUACUUCGCUGUGGUGUCUCGAAUAAGGCAAGAAGUUCAUGCAAUUGGACCUGAAGGUGGAAUGGUUUCCUCUUCUGUUGUACCACAGGUGCAAGCUGUAUUUCCACAAGGAGCACUUACAAAGAAGAUCAAAGUUGGACUUCAGGCACAGCCAAUUGCAGCUGAACUCACAGCGAAGCUUCUAGGCAAUAGGGUUGCUGUAUCACCAAUAGUAACAGUGGAACCUCGAAGGAGAAAGUUUCAUAAACCGAUUACCCUGACAAUCCCUGUUCCACAAGCAGCAAACAAGGGCAUGAUCAACCAGUAUUCAGGAGAUGCACCAACCCUGAGACUCCUGUGUAGUAUUACAGGAGGGACAACACGAGCCCAGUGGGAGGAUGUAACUGGGUCAACACCACUCACAUUUGUCAAUGACUGUGUGUCUUUCACAACAACAGUAUCUGCAAGAUUUUGGCUGAUGGAUUGUAGAAAUAUUGGUGAAGCCACAAAAAUGGCAACAGAGCUGUACAAGGAAGCAAUUCAUGUUCCUUUUAUGGCCAAAUUUGUUGUUUUCGCAAAACGUGUCGAUGUUCUCGAAGCCAGACUUAGGGUGUUUUGCAUGACUGAUGAUAAAGAAGACAAAACAUUAGAGCAUCAGGAGCAUUUUACUGAAGUUGCAAAGAGUAGAGAUGUUGAGGUGCUCGAAGGAAAACCACAGUACAUUGAAUUUGCAGGGAACUUGGUUCCUGUUACAAAGUCAGGUGACCAGUUACAACUCGGAUUCAGAGCAUUUAGAGAGAAUCGUCUUCCAUUUACUGUACGUGUCAAGGACCCACAUGCUGAUACAGUUGGCCGCAUACUUUUCAUGAGAGAGCCGAAGGUUGCAAAAGGUGAACCACCCCAGCAGCCAGUCUGCAUAUUAAAUAUUGUACUCCCUGAAACGAUAUUACCUGAAUCCGGACUGUCAGAACCAGAUCUUGUUUCCUUACAGAAGAAAUACAGCUUCCUCCGUGAUGGUGGUUUUGGUCGAAUUAAUGCUUUCCGGCACAUGAAUUUACGUUUAUCAGAUAUUAGUAACUUGCUGGCGGAAGAUUGGGUGAUUCUGGCCAAUGAACUUGGAGUUUCUACAUCCGAUGUAAAUAUAAUAAAAACAGAAUUUCCCAGUAGUGUAGCUCAACAAGCAAUGGCAAUGUUGAGACUCUGGGUACAACAGUCAGGAAAUAAAGCAACAGCUAACACACUGGAGAAAGCACUGAGGAAAAUUGGCCGUGAUGAUAUCAUUCAACAGUGCAUUUUCAAUGUUGAUGAGAUGGAUGAAGCUGUUGAGAAAGUUCGGCAAGACCAAUCAGGAUUUGACCUCUUGAAAGAAGAGUUAGGACCAUCAAGAAAUGCAUCAUUACAUCGAGAAACUGCAGUGGACAUUACAGCAUAUGAUGAACAAGAUUUAAUGAAGGAAUCAGAAUCUGUUGAAGAGCUUGUGCAAGCAGAGAAGAAGAAAUCACAUGAAGACUUUCAAAUACAAAAAACAGAUGUAAUACUGAAGGACUGGCCUCUGAAGGAGAGAGAUGAUGUUGAUGAAUCAGAAGAAAGGAAGUAUAUUGGUGAAGAAAAAGUUGUUGAAGAAGAAAGACGAACAGUUGCUCAGCUGAAAGAAAUAUUUGCUCAAGAUAAGCGUGAUCGUCAGUAUGAAAGACAGCCAAUAAUUAUAUCAGACGAAGAGGCAAUGAAGAGGCACACAUCAGUAAUUACUGAAAGUGAUUCACCUAUACCUCCAUCAAAAACUGAAGAUGACACGUCACGGCUGUCAACCUCCACUUUUGAGGAUAGCACAAUGGAAGAUGAAAUGUCACAGAAGCAAGUGUCCUCUCCUGAACAGUUACCAGAGGAAGCCGUUCCUAUUAAAGUUACACUAAAAGAGGAUCAGAGACGAGAUUCCGAACUUUUUCAGGGUGUUAGUGAAGGGCUGGUCAGACUGGAUGAUUCCUACAAGGUGAUUCCAACUGGAGAAGAAAUCCUGUCACCAAAAGUUUCGAAAACCCCGCCCCCAAGUCCAGCUGAGUUCAAGGAGCAAACAGGAACAGCGAUAUGGCAGGAAGGUCCACUGUUAACAGCUGAACAUCAGCCUCCUGCACAAGGUAGGAUGAUGCACAAGUAG
Molecule: messenger RNA, 5478 nt
Organism: Schistocerca serialis cubense
Lineage: Eukaryota; Metazoa; Arthropoda; Insecta; Orthoptera; Acrididae
Product: ankyrin-3-like
Exons: 33
Coding region: 139-5478 (1779 amino acids)
Biological process (GO): signal transduction
Molecular function (GO): protein binding
Source: RefSeq, a predicted model, not a curated record